AUGGUGUCAAUUACUGUGGCAACCAGAACAGUCGUCAGAUACAUUUCUUGUAGGUUCUUGAGUGGGAGUGGGAAGGUACUCAGUGAGGAAGAAAAGGUUGCUGAAAUAUUUACAUACAGAAAACUGAGCGAGAGAAAUCGCAUAAACUUGCACGCAAGGGACCGAAGCCAGAGGAGAAACCCGGUGCAGGUUCAGGGAGUACUGCAAGUGAUGCUAAUCCUAGUAGCACAAGCUCAACAUCUGGAGCAUCUGCCGAGAAAGCAUCGAGUGAUAAGUUUCGGAACUAAGGAGUUCGAGCCGGUGUUGCAACCUUUGGUGCUGCUUUGGGAUGGUAUUUGAAUUCUAAAGAUAUGAAGCU
Messenger RNA from Hibiscus syriacus, 358 nucleotides. RefSeq lists its product as uncharacterized. Bases 1 to 339 code for a protein of 112 amino acids. The transcript has 4 exons. The record is from RefSeq and is a predicted model, not a curated record. Lineage: Eukaryota; Viridiplantae; Streptophyta; Magnoliopsida; Malvales; Malvaceae.